CAUUCCUGUCUGUGCCGCGUCCGCACUAUUGGCUUGCGGGCUCGCCAUCUGGGCAAAGAAGCGGACGAGAGGCCCGCUUCCUCCAGGGCCGCCGCAGCUUCCGAUCUUGGGAAACUUACUACAGAUGCCGUCGAACGAAGCAUGGCUCAAGUACAUAGAAUGGGGGAAGCAAUACGGGGAUGUGAUCUACCUCAAGGCCCUCACCCGAGAGAUGCUCGUCAUCAAUUCCGCUGAAGCUGCAUACGAAAUAUUGGACAAAAACUCGAGCCUCACGUCGGAUCGACCGCAGAACAUCAUGAUCAGUCUAAUUGGGUGGGGCACGAACAUUGGACAUCUACACUACGGCGACGAGUGGCGAUUCUCUCGACGCGCGUUUCAUCAAGAGUUCAAUCCCGGCGCCGUACCUUCACACUACAAAGCCGCCUUGCCGCGCAUCAACAAGCUCCUAGUCCAACUGCUCCAUGACCCGAAUAACUUCAUGGCGCACAUUCGACAAUGCGUCAGCGCGAUCUCAAUCAAGAUCAGCUACGGCUUCGACGCGGAGACCAAGAACGGGCAGGACCUCAUGCAUGCCACGGAGGAAGCGAUCCUCUGCCUCGAAGAAGCCACUCUGCCAGGGUCUCAGCUCGUCUUCUUGUUCCCCCCGCUCAGGUAUCUCCCAGCCUGGGUCUCCGGGGGCUCCUUCACGAAGCUGGCCGCCCGCUCGACUGCAUUCGUUCAGGUCAUGCGCGACUUGCCGUUCAAUAUAGUCAAGGAGCAGAUCCGUAAUGGCACAGCGCCUCCGUCCUGGAUGCAGAGCCUCCUCGAUCGCACAACGACCACUGAAGAUGAGGAGCGAUACAAGGGCGUCGUAUCCCAAUUCUUCGCAGCUGCGAGCGACACUACGCUUGCGGGCUUGCGGGCGCUCAUGCUCGCGCUUGUGAUGUACCCGGAGGUGCAGCGCCGCGCCCAAGCUGACAUCGACCGCGUCGUCGGGUCUGAGCGGCUGCCCACCUUCAGCGAUCGUCCAGCGCUGCCCUACAUCGACGCCAUCAUCAAGGAAGUCCUCCGCAUGCAUCCGCCGCUGCCGAUCGGUCUCCCGCACAGCCCGAUCGAGGACAUGGUCUACAACGGGUACUACAUCCCGAAAGGUAUAACCAUCCUCCCCAAUAUCUGGGCGAUGUGCUACGACGAGAAGACGUUCGGUGACCCGCACGUCUUCCGGCCGGAGCGCUUCCUCGACCCCAAGCUGAGCGACUGGCAUUCCCUCGCGUUCGGCUUCGGCAGGCGCGUCUGCGUCGGAAGGUACCUCGCCGAAGCCCUCCUAUGGCAAGCCCUUGCCUCGGUCCUAGCGACCUUCGACAUCAAGAAGGCAACGAGGGACGGCAAGGAGGUCGAGGUUCCCGGCUCCUUCAGCGGCAUUAUGGUCUUGCGAGCGGAUGAUUUCGAGUGCACAAUCACGCCACGUGGCGCUGGUGCGGUGGAGCUCAUCGAGAGCGCGCGGGUUGAGGAUUGAGCAGGGCGUCUUCUCGAUUUCUAAUGUAGACAUCGGACGUGCACGACUUUGCGAUAUUUCAUAUUCUUCUAAUUAGUUGGGUUGAAUGCAUACACCCCCAGUGCUUCCAGAA
This is a messenger RNA of Schizophyllum commune H4-8, 1607 nucleotides long. Its product is annotated as cytochrome P450. Bases 125 to 1495 code for a protein of 456 amino acids. NCBI's taxonomy places the organism in Eukaryota, Fungi, Basidiomycota, Agaricomycetes, Agaricales, Schizophyllaceae. The transcript has 13 exons. Gene Ontology annotation, molecular function: oxidoreductase activity, acting on paired donors, with incorporation or reduction of molecular oxygen; heme binding; iron ion binding. The record is from RefSeq and is a predicted model, not a curated record.